Messenger RNA from Aspergillus ibericus CBS 121593, 1209 nucleotides. RefSeq names its product Zn(II)2Cys6 transcription factor. Lineage: Eukaryota; Fungi; Ascomycota; Eurotiomycetes; Eurotiales; Aspergillaceae. The record is from RefSeq and is a predicted model, not a curated record. Gene Ontology annotation, biological process: DNA-templated transcription; regulation of DNA-templated transcription. The transcript has 3 exons. Bases 1 to 1209 code for a protein of 402 amino acids. Gene Ontology annotation, molecular function: DNA-binding transcription factor activity, RNA polymerase II-specific; zinc ion binding; DNA binding.
AUGCAUUCCAAGCCAUAUGUAUGUCGCUUUCCACGAUGCACCGCAAGCUACCAACGAACGGAGCACCGUCGUCGGCAUGAAGCGCACCAUCAUUCCCAAGGCCAAAGCUUCAAGUGUACGAUUUGUGGCCGGGAAUUUGGCCGGAGUGACACGCACCGACGACAUAUGCGAAUGACGCACGGAGUGGAAGAACCCGCCCGGGUGAAAUUGGCAUGUACCGAUUGUCGGAAUCAGAAGGCUCGAUGUCAGGGUGGGCCGCCGUGUAGGAAUUGUCUUCGGCGCGGUGUGCCAUGUUCUCUGGCGCAGGAGAGUGGAGAUGAUGGACAGCAGAAUGAAGAUGACGCACAGCAGAAUGAAGAUGACGCACAGCAGAAUGACCGCUCGACAGACACCCUGUCCGUGGAUCAGAGUCAACCCCCGGUGAGCCGCUCCGACAAGGAAAGACAUUAUAUUGGGCUUUAUUUUCGGCAAUUUCAUCCACAUUGGCGCUUCGUUCAUCAGGCCACGUUCAUGCAGUCAGCUGAGGCACCCUUGCUGGUGCAGUCGAUGGUGGUGAUUGGCUUGUGGUUGAGUAAUGAGGACGGUGCGCAGUCGCGAGCGAUAGCGUUGCAUGAGGUUCUGAGUUCGGCUAUUCAUCAGCAGAAGGAGAUAUGGGAUGCUUCCGAGUCCGACGACGCAGGCUGGUUCUGUUCCUGGCCGAUCCCGACAUACCAGGCUAUCUUGCUCCAUAUCAUCUUUGCUAUUUUGUGUAAAGACCGUGGGGCGCUGGGCCUCGAUCUAAGGCCGUGUUUAUCCCCCGCGGAUGCCGAUCUGCUUCGUAGACUCGUCGUGAGUUGCAAGAAGCUGGGAAUGCUCUAUUAUCCCAACAUGCUGGCGCGCUACGGCCAGACUGAUCCUGCUCCUUAUGUCUGGGUCUGUAUCGAGGAAGUGAAACGCUUUAACAUUGCUCUAUAUAGAGUCUGCCGGGCAUGCGGUGACACGGAUGAUAGAGAUGUACUAGCUACAGCCACGGCAUCGAACAGGGGUCUUCGAGCACAGGAUUUACGAUUUCCCUUACCGAAGAGUCCUCGGUUGUGGCACGCCAUGAGCAAAGAGGAAUGGGUAUCUGCUAUGGCAGAGGGGGUACCCUGUCACGACUUAGAUGAUACUUUGGAACGUGAAUGGAUCUCCAAUUCAGCACAUGUUUUGGAGGCCUUGGAUGCGGCUUGA